Cercospora beticola is the source of this 1557-nucleotide messenger RNA. RefSeq lists its product as uncharacterized. NCBI's taxonomy places the organism in Eukaryota, Fungi, Ascomycota, Dothideomycetes, Mycosphaerellales, Mycosphaerellaceae. The record is from RefSeq and is a predicted model, not a curated record.
AUGAGUUCGCCUAUUUUUCCCACACCGGAGACCAAUGCUUCUCCUUCCAAGCAAAUCGACUACCUCAAGUGCUUACGAGACGAUGUCGUGAACGCUCUUGUCGAAGAGGGCGAGGCAGUCGACGGUCUCGUCGGACUGGUAGACACGCUGAGCGCAGGUCUUGAGUGGGUACAAACCAACUUGCUCACAGAGGAGGAACUUGGAAUGACUGAGCCGAGUCAGCACUUGACUCGUAUCACGAAAGAAUUCGACCUGUGGGCUCUCCUCGGAUCAGUAUCGGACAUCAAGACGAUCGAUUGGGCACAGUCUGUAACGAAGGAGAAGGUUCGUAACUGCCAAUCACUCGUGGCCAACAUCGGCACUCAGCCUCAGGCUCCUCCGAGCGCUACUUCGGACAACAGUGGCUCGAGUGACGGCGGCAGCGAAGAUGAGCGGGACGACAGUGACGUCGAACAAGGUCAAGGAGCGCAGACUGGUCAGAAUGGUGGCCAGCAGGGCUCCACCGCUGCGGGUAAUGGUGGCACGCCGUUCACGUCGAGCCAGAAACAGAAUCUCUGGAUACCAAGGGCCACGGAUCGACUCUGGGGUCAUGGUGGCGUCUAUCGUGGUGUUGUGAAAGAUAAAGAUACGGCAAAGGACGAGCCCCGUCCAAACUAUCCGAACGGCGCGAACCCCGAGCAGUUUGGCCAGGGCCAUCUACCAGUCACCACAGCCGACGUUUCCCUUGGCACUUGGCUUCCAACAAGAGUCAGCGCCUUAGUUCAUGGGCUACACGGCAAGAUAAAAAGUUUCUGGCAUGGCGACGAGGCACAGGGCAUUUUCGCCAUUGCCAUUUCCGGCGACACAAUCACAACUUGGCACAUCAAGGAUCACGGUGACACGAUCAAGUUUUCCGACGCUGGAGGAGGCAAAGAUAGGUCCCGGGCUACGAAGAGAAAGGGCAGAAAGACAUCCAAGGCUACGAAGAAGAAACCAGCUCCUGCGACCGAAUCUGAGGACGAGGGCGGAGCUCAAGACACUUCGACCAGGAAAACCACAAACAUACUCUCCGGAGCAAAGAUCGCAACUCCAGAUGGAAAGACUGGCAAGGUCAAGUCCUCCGCACCUCAAUCUGGCGACAAGCGCGGUAGGAGAACGGCGGACCUUUCAGACAAUGACCAGCUCAGUGACGGAGGAGAAGGGGACCGGGCAGUUUCUGCUGGCGAAUUCAAACACAUGAAAUCGAUCUCCAAAUGUUUCCAGAAAUCCUACGAAAACAAGAAAGAAAUUCGUGUCAUGCGUGGUGGGCCGAAACGUGAAUCCGCUCCUUUCCCAAUCACGUACGAGAGGGGUUUUCGCUACGAUGGUCUCUAUGUUGUCGUUUCGCGCACUGCCAAGGACAACGGAAAGGGGGGCAAAUCAUACGUGUGGACGCUACAGAGAGAGUCGAAUCAGGCAAAGAGCUUGGACCAGAUCCAACGCUCAUCACCGACGCAAAGCCAGUUGGACGACCUGACGGCGUGCGAGAAACAGGUGGAGGCCAUGACGAGGAAUGGUUGGCCGCCGUCAGCACCUUGA